AUGUCAAGCUCCUUCGAAAAGUCCGUCAAGGGCGCAACGAAGAUCAAGAAUGCUCCCCCAAAAACGAAAUACAUCGAACACAUUCUCGUAGCUACCCAUUCCGGCGAAGCUGGCGUCGGCGAGGUCUUUCGCGCUCUCACAUACCGUCUCCGCGAUUCAACAUGGACCGUCGUCUUCAAGAGUCUAAUUACUGUUCACCUGAUGAUCAGAGAGGGAUCUCCUGAUGUCACGCUUGCCUUUCUCUCGACGCAUCGCAAUGUGCUAGCGAUUAGCAGCUUUACAGACGGACGAAAUAUCCGACAUUAUGCCCACUACCUAGCCGAGAGAGCUCGCGCAUACGAGAAGACGAAGACGGAUUGGGUGCGCGCUUCUGAGUCAAGACUUGAGAAGCUUUCGGUUGAGAAGGGAUUGUUACGAGAGACGGAAAUCGUUCAACACCAACUCGAGGCUUUACUAAAAUGCGACGUUAUGGAGAACGAGCCAGAGAAUGAAAUCACCAUAACCGUUUUCCGACUGCUUGUCUUGGAUCUUUUGGCACUAUUUCAGGUUCUCAACCAAGGGCUCAUCAGCAUUCUCGGUAACUUUUUCGAGAUGUCAAAGGUGGAUGCCGAACGUGCUAUGGCCAUUUAUCGGAAAUUCACGAAGCAAACAGACUACGUCGUCCAAUAUCUGAGCGUAGCUCGUCAGCACGAACACCACACUCGAGUCGAGGUGCCCAAGCUCAAGCACGCUCCCGUUAACCUUGGACGCCAGCUGGAGGAGUAUCUUCACGAUCCCGAUUUUGAGGUCCACCGAAGACAAUACCUUGCAGAGCAGGAUGUGAAGAAAAUCGGUGGAGGUUCAAGCUCGAAGCAAGGAGGUCUCAGCAAGAAGAAGAGCACCGACUUCCCUGAACCAGCGUCCAACAACCCCUUUCCCAAGAUCACGGCCUCUUCGAGUGGGAACAGAGCACCUGAGUCGAAACCCCAAGCCAACAAGGGUCCUGAUCCCGAUCUGAUUGACUUCUUUGACUCUAUCGAACAGAACCAGACACCAAUGAGCAUGAAUCCCCAGCCCCAACAACAGGCUUUCCAGCAGCAACCGACAGGCAUGCCGUUUCAACAAAACGGGUUUGCUCCUCAGCCUACUGGAUUUGCCUCCAACAGCCCAUUCCAACAACCUCAGCAAACUGGGUUCAUGCAACCGCAGCAGCCCCAGAUGCAGCAGCCUCAGAUCCAACUACAGCCCGACUUCACCGGAGCAGGUUUCGGAGGCUUCACUCCUCAACAACAAGCCUUCCAACCAAGUUCGCUCGCACCAAUACCUCAAGAUACAAUGGCCAGCUUUCCCAACGCUGCUCCUCAAAUCCAGCAACCUGUUCAGAACGGAUCCCCUCAGGGCCUCCAACCGAUGCAAACAGGAAGCACCAACCCCUUCCGCCAGUCCAUGCUCAUGGCUCAACAAACAGGCCUACCAUCGUCUGCUACAACACCCGCUCUAAACCGCCAAUCUACAAACCCAUUCGCUCGAACAUCACCGCAGCAAAACACUUCUCCUUUCGCCCAAGCUUCAAACUCGCCUUUUCAAUCACCCGCUCCUCAACAACAACAACCUGCUCUUCAACCUACACCAACCGGCACAAACCCCUUUGCUCGCAACUCCACGAUGCCAGCGCCAAACCAAGAACCGCGCCCACAAACUGCCGGCGCUGCUCUCGCUCCUCAACCCACCGGUACUACCAACCCCUUCCGAAACGGCGCCUUUGUCAACCACAACACAGGCAUGGGAUGGCAAGCCAACCAGCAGCCUAUUGGAGGAGGCCUCGACCAACUUCCCACAGUACCUGUAUUCCCUCGUCCUGCUCAACAGACACCCUGGCAGCAAUAA
Molecule: messenger RNA, 1866 nt
Organism: Fusarium musae
Lineage: Eukaryota; Fungi; Ascomycota; Sordariomycetes; Hypocreales; Nectriaceae
Exons: 5
Coding region: 1-1866 (621 amino acids)
Biological process (GO): vesicle budding from membrane; clathrin coat assembly; clathrin-dependent endocytosis
Cellular component (GO): clathrin-coated pit; clathrin-coated vesicle
Molecular function (GO): SNARE binding; 1-phosphatidylinositol binding; phosphatidylinositol-4,5-bisphosphate binding
Source: RefSeq, a predicted model, not a curated record